Messenger RNA from Phyllostomus discolor (pale spear-nosed bat), 1217 nucleotides. It is a transcript of the gene CITED4, whose product is annotated as Cbp/p300 interacting transactivator with Glu/Asp rich carboxy-terminal domain 4. Gene Ontology annotation, biological process: regulation of DNA-templated transcription. The transcript has 2 exons. Bases 140 to 694 code for a protein of 184 amino acids. NCBI's taxonomy places the organism in Eukaryota, Metazoa, Chordata, Mammalia, Chiroptera, Phyllostomidae. Gene Ontology annotation, cellular component: nucleus. The record is from RefSeq and is a predicted model, not a curated record.
CGGCGCGGAGGUCUCAGAACCUGAGCUGGUGCGACUGUGUUUUUCUAGUCUCCGCGAGUUUCGGCCACGGGGCGCACGGGAGCUCUUGAGUUCGGUGCGUCCUGGGCUAGGCAGGAGCACUGGCAGCCAGCCCGCCGUCAUGGCCGACCACCUGAUGCUCCCCGAGGGCUACCGCCUGGUACAGAGACCGCCGCCCACCGUGCCCGCCCAUGGCCCCCAGGCGCUCCGGACGCUGCAGCCGUACGCGGGCCCCGGCAUGGACAGCGGGUUGCGGCAGCGGGGAUCUCCGCUGGGCCCGCCGCCUCCUCCACUCGGGGCCCUGGCGUGCGGGCCCUUCGGGCCUCCGCCUGCCUUCCAGCCCUUUGCAGCCGUGCCGCCGCCGCCGGCCGCGGGCAGCGCGCACCUGCAGCCGGUGGCAACGCUAUACCCGGGCCGCGCGACCGCACCGCCCGGUGCCCCGGUAGGUUCCCCGGCCCUGCAGCCGGCCCCGGGAGCCCCGGCUCCGCCACCGCCUGUGCACGCCCUGGUAGGCAUGGACGCCGAACUCAUCGACGAGGAGGCACUGACGUCGCUGGAGCUGGAGCUCGGGCUGCACCGCGUGCGAGAGCUGCCUGAGCUGUUUCUGGGCCAGAGCGAGUUCGACUGCUUCACGGACUUGGGGUCGGCGCCGCCCACCGGCUCUGUGAGCUGCUGAGCGCGGCCCAUCGCCUACCUGGGGUGCCCGAGAGAGAACGGAUUCUGACUGCCCGCCAGACUGCGCAGCCAACACCUGGGUCCCGCACGCACCCUCCGUGAGGGUGGAGGCAGCGGGCUAGUGGACGGAGUUAACUACGGCUGGGACACCUGGCGUCACCCCAGGCCCUGCCUCCUGCAAGAUGACAGUUUGGCAUCACCUCUCUGAUCCGGAGCCUCAGCGGUAAAAAGGGCACUGGACCCCCUUUCUGACACCACAUUCUUGGACUCUAUGUCCUCUCCUCUGGGACUCUCCUUCAUCCCCCCGAUCUGAGCCAUUCCAGGCCUCUACCUGAUUCCCCCCUUUCCUUGUGCAACCCACUAUGGUCACUGGGUCCCUGGAGCUGCCCAUCCACUGGGGCCUUCACCCCCUCUGCCUGGGCCUCUCACCUUGGGGAGGAGAAGACUGUACAUACAGGCCCCCAGCAGAGUGGAGCAAUGCCCCAUCCGGCCUCCAAAAACCAAAAUAAAAUUGGGUCACUUUA